Coregonus sp. 'balchen' is the source of this 19703-nucleotide messenger RNA. Lineage: Eukaryota; Metazoa; Chordata; Actinopteri; Salmoniformes; Salmonidae. The record is from the annotation of a GenBank genome assembly.
AGCACGCUCGCGCUCGCAGGAAGAGCAUUGCCACUGCGAGACAGCCAAGCAUGGAAAUCCCUCCCACUGCCCCCCAACAACCCUUCAGACAACAAGUAAGUACUGGAACAUGCUAUAUUACCUGUUUCCAUUAUUAUUGUGUCAUUUUCACUUACUUUGAGCCAUACAGUAAAGUGCUACCCACCCAUAUUAGCUUAACUUCCUGCUCUCUAUCAGUAUUCUCCCUCAUCUCCCUGUUCUCUUUUGUCCAGAGCAGAAUUGAUAAUAGUAAUAUAUAGUAGGCUAACGGUAAUGCUACUAAUUUACCGAUUCCAAAUUAAAAGAACAGCAUAACAGUAAGGGAUACACCUGUACAUUUACACCAGUUCAACCCCAGAAGAGUACUCAUGCCAGUUGAGUUUUCGAGUCUUCAAAUAGGCUUACACCAUCUUAGUGACUGAAUUGGCAUAGCCCACUGAAGCUUCAUCUGUAGCCCAAUAGCCUCCUCCAGUGGUCAUCUGAAGGAAGCAAAACACAAACACUUCAAAAGGGGGGUCCUCUCCUCAUCUCCUUACGUCCAUCAGUACCACAACCACCACCACCACCACCAAUAACAUAGAUUCCUGCUAACACUGAUUUCGCAGAUAGCGCCUAUUUUGAAGAGGGUUUAAUGCACUGAUUGUAAGUCGCUCUGGAGCGUCUUACAAGAGCUUCUGCUAAAUUACUGCAUUUUUUAUGAAAUGGACAUCCCCACCUGUGUAAUGGUCACCUCUCCUGUCCCCAACAGAGCUUCCUCAGUCGAAAGUUGAAGGGCUCCAUCAAGAGGGCAAAGAGCCAGCCCAAACUGGAUCGAACCAGCAGCUUCCGCCACAUGAUUCUACCCCGUUUCCGUAGUGCUGAUCAGGAGAGGUAGCUAACGCUUUCCAAAAAGUUUGCAUGUGUUACGUACACGGUUUCUGUUAUACACUCUGUAAAGCUUUUAUUCUUUUUUUGUAUUUACCUGGUGUUUUCCAAUAUGUACAGUAUAUGGUAACAGUGGUUACUUUUUGGUACUUAUUGCAAGAAUUUAACAAAAUUUGUAACACUACCUGGUACCAAAUUAUAUUUAGUAGUGCUUGUUUCAAUGCAAGUAGUGCUUGUUUCAAUUUAGCAGUGCUUGUUUCCCUUAACACUGUAUUGGGACCACAGAGUAUCUUAACCGCUCUCUCUCUCUCUCUCUCCUCUCUCUCUCUCUCUCUCUCUCUCUCUCUCUCUCCUCUCUCUCUCUCUCUCUCUCUCUCUCUCUCUCUCUCUCUCUCUCUCUCUCUCUCUCUCUCUCUCUCUCUCUCUCUCUCUCUCUCUCUCUCUCGAUCUCUCUCUCAAGGACACGUCUAAUGCAGAGCUUCAAGGAGUCCCACUCUCAUGAGUCCCUGCUUUCCCCUAGCAGUGCAGCGGAGGCUCUGGACCUCACGCUGGAUGAAGAUGCUGUCAUCAAACCUGUCCACUCCAGCAUAUUGGGCCAGGAGUACUGCUUUGAGGUGAGUGCCCUGCUGCCAGAAGAAUAGUUUAUAGUAUCUCUCCUAAUAUUGAAUCUAAAACAUUUAUUACAGCUCUGUUAUCCCAGUUGAUGUGUCAUGGUGAUAGCAAUUGAUCAACUGUUACACACUAACAAGCAACAAACAAUAUCAUUGAUGAAUUCACUUCUAUGUGUCUGUUUGACUGCAGGUGACCACCAUUUCAGGGACAAAAUGCUUUGCCUGCCGCUCGGCUGCUGAGAGAGACAAAUGGAUUGAGAAUCUACAGAGAGCUGUCAAGCCCAACAAGGUGAACAAAUAGAGAGGAACAAGGACCCUGCUUGCAGUCCACACUCAAAAUGCCUUUCAGGCAUUAAAAAUGGAAAGAUCAUCUCCAUUAGUUUCAGCAGUCUUCACCUCUCUCUCUCUCUCUCUCUCUCUCUCUCUCUCUCUCUCUCUCUCUCUCUCUCUCUCUCUCUCUCUCUCUCUCUCUCUCUCUCCAAUGCUCCCAUUUUAGGACAACAGUCGAAGGGUGGACAAUGUGCUUAAGCUGUGGAUCAUUGAGGCCAGGGACCUUCCGCCUAAGAAGCGGUACUAUUGCGAGCUGUGUCUGGAUGACAUGCUGUAUGCGCGUACCACCAGCAAGCCCCGCACGGACACUGUCUUCUGGGGCGAGCACUUUGAGUUCAACAACUUGCCUGCCAUUCGUAGCCUACGCCUGCACCUUUACAAGGAGACAGACAAAAAGCGACGCAAGGUGUGUGUCUGUGUCUGUGUCUGUCUAUGGUGGUUGUAUUUCUCCGUCUAUCUUUGUGUUUGCAGAGUUACUCAAAUAUGUAUUUUUAUUAUAUUCUCCAUUCUGUUCUCUAACCUAGGAGAAGAGCACUUACCUCGGCCUGGUCACUAUCCCCAUAUCGAGCAUCACAGGCAGGCAGUUCGUGGAGCAGUGGUACCCGGUGAUCCAGCCCAGUGCUUUGGCUAAGGGUGGCGGUGUAGGCAGUGGCAAGGUCAUCAAUGCCUCAAUCCGCCUCAAGUCCCGUUACCAGACCAUGAGUAUCCUGCCCAUGGAGCUGUACAAGGAGUUCGCUGAGUACAUCACCAAUAACUACCGUACGCUGUGUGCCGUGCUGGAGCCUCUGCUCAGUGUCAAAAGCAAAGAGGAGGUGGCGUUCGCAUUGGUGCACAUUCUCCAGAGCACGGGCAAGGCCAAGGUAGGAAGGCACUAAAGCAGGGGUGGCCAAGCACUCCUGUUGGAGAGUAACCCCUUUCUGAGCUUUUUGUAAAUGAGGCCUGUAGCAUCUUUCCUGGCCGCUGGGUCUGCUGUACAAUGUGUUUGUGUUGUUUGUUUGAGGAGCAUGUUCUUUUUUCAGGAUUUCCUGUCAGACAUGGCGAUGUGCGAGGUGGAUAGAUUCAUGGAACGAGAGCAUCUGAUCUUUCGAGAGAACACCCUUGCUACUAAAGCCAUAGAGGAGUACCUCAAAUUGAUAGGGCACCGGUACCUCAAGGAUGCCAUAGGUACAACUCUAAAUUAUUUAAUUGUAUACCAAUACCAGUGUAAAAUGACCAAAUCCAGACCUGGGUUCAAAUACUAUUUGAAAUCGUUCAAAUACUUUGAGCGUUUGCUUUAGCCUGCCUGGAGUGCCAGGUCUUUGCACUUUUAUGACUUUUUUAUUGAACAGGCAAGCUCAAUCAAGCACAGCUAAAGUAUUUGAAAUGAUGAGUGACAAUGAUGUUGAUGAGAAGACUAUGAUGAUGAUGGUGAUGGGGAUGAAGAAGAAGAUACUGAUGAGGAUUAACGGACGGUUGUCUCGUUGACAGGGGAGUUCAUUCGAGCUUUAUAUGAGUCAGAGGAGAAUUGUGAAGUGGAUCCCAUGCGCACUCCACCGUCUGUCCUGGCCGACCACCAAGCCAAUCUUCGCAUGUGCUGCGAGCUGGCACUCUGCAAGAUUGUCAACUCUCAUUGGUCAGAAAUUCUUCCACAUGACUAUGCCAUUGUACAAAUUUGUCAGUAACACAGCCUUCUUUUCUAGUAUGGUGGGCUGGAAAAUAAAGUACUAUUCUAUCCUUCUAUCCUACCCUUUUAUUCUAGUGUGUUUCCGCGGGAGUUGAAGGACGUCUUUGCCUCCUGGAGGGUCCGGUGUGCCGAGCGGGGAAGGGAGGACAUCGCAGACCGCCUCAUCAGCUCCUCCCUCUUUCUACGCUUCCUGUGUCCCGCCAUCAUGUCGCCCUCUCUCUUCAACCUUACCCAGGAGUACCCCGGAGAGCGGACAUCCCGCACUCUUACCCUCAUCGCCAAGGUGGUGCAGAACCUGGCCAGCUUCUCCAAGUCAGUCACUACCUUCCCUUCCAUGUAGCCUUCCCUUUCUUUUACCAUUAACUUUCUUUUUAGCCUUUCCUCCUAUGUACCAUUUCCUUCCACGUAGCCUUCCCUUUUUUUUGCAUUACCUUUCUUUUAGCCUUCCAUCACAUUUAGCCUCCCCUCACCUGUCCUGUAACAAUUAACCUGCCUUUCCCCAAAUUAUUCAGUAUGUCCACUACCAGCCACUACCAGCCAAGCCUUGAUAAGUCAUUAUCUAUGUCCUCAACCAGUUACUCUUCCAGGAACCAAUCCAUUAAUUAUUUCCAUGACAUUACGAUGGGGUCAUACAUGCUUAUGACUUGCUUAAAUCUUACUAUGCAUUAUAACUGUAUCAUAAUACAUUAUAUCAGUCAGCGUGAAGUAAAGUAUUACUAAAUAUGUUUUUCCUUUGGUGACAGUGAAUGAAGAUUUCAUCCAACAUGAUUGUCCACAAACAAGAUGAUUGUGCACAAAAGUGACUGUAACAGGUUUCAAUGGCACAAAUGUUCAGAGGGUGGAGAAGUCUGUCUGCACAGAAAUUAUUUGUUUUAGCGAUGUUCUUGUCACAUUGCAGACAAGGUUACAGUACGAAUAAUUCAAUUCUCCCCCUCACUUUUCAUACUGUAUCCUUUCAUCUUCCUCACCUUCUCUUUCAUUCUUUGCAUUCUCACACUGUCUGUCUCCCCUCUCUUGUUUUCUCUCCGUACCCCCUUAUCACUAUUUCUCUGUACUCCUCCAUACUAUAUAUCUUGUCCCUUUCUCCCUCAAUCUUUCACUGUCUGUGGGAACUUCUUUCUCUCUUUCCCCCAUUGUCUCCCUUUUUUACCCCCCACUCUCUCUCUCUAUGCUCCCCCACACUGCUGUCUUUUCUCUCCUCAGGUUUAGUGGCAAAGAGGACCACAUGUGUUUCAUGAACGAGUUUUUGGAGAUGGAGUGGGGCUCCAUGCAGCAGUUCCUGUACGAGAUCUCGAACAUGGAUACGGGGAGCAACGCAGGGGGCUUUGAGGGCUACAUCGACCUGGGCAGGGAGCUGUCGGUGCUCCACAGCCUGCUGUGGGAAGUCAUGGCACAACUGAGCAAGGUAAUGUGGAAUGUAACCUAGUCCCCAAACUAUUGUGCACAGCGCAUACAGUGCCAUCGGAAGGUAUUCAGACCCGUUGACUUUUUCCACAUUUUGUUGUUACAGCCUUAUUCUAAAAUUGAUUAAAUCGUUUUUUUCCCUCAUCAAUCUGCACACAAUACCCCAUAAUGACAAAGCAAAAACUGAAAUAUCACAUUUACAUAAGUAUUCAGACCCUUUACUCAGUACUUUGUUGAAGCACCUUUGGCAGCGAUUACAGCCUCGAGUCUUCUUGGGUAUGACGCUUGGCACACCUGUAUUUGGGGAGUUUCUCCCAUUCUUCUCUGCAGAUCCUCUCAAGCUCUGUCAGGUUGGAUGGGGAGCGUUGCUGCACAGCUAUUUUCAGGUCUCUCCAAAGAUGUUCGAUCGGGUUCAAGUCUGGGCUCUGGCUGGGCCACUCAAUGACAUUCAGAGACUUGUCCCAAAGCCACUCCUGCGUUGUCUUGGCUGUUGGAAGGUGAACCUUCGCCCCAGUCUGAGGUCCUGAGUGCUCUGGAGCAGGCUUUCAUCAAGGAUCUCUCUGUACUUUACUCAGUUCAUCUUUCCCUUGAUCCUGACGAGUCUCCCAGUCCCUGUCGCUGAAAAACAUCCCCACAGCAUGAUGCUGCCACCACCAUGCUUCACCAUAGGGAUGGUGCCAGGUUUCCUCCAGACGUGACACUUGGCAUUCAGGCCAAAGAGUUAAUUAUUGGUUUCAUCAGACCAGAGAAUCCCCAGUAUUCCAUUGCCUUUUGGCAAACUCCAAGCGGGCUGUCAUGUGCCUUUUACUGAGGAGUGGCUUCCGUCUGGCCACUCUACCAUAAAGGCCCUUCUCCCCCGAUUGCUCAGUUUGGCCGGGCGGCCAGCUCUAGGAAGAGUCUUGGUGGUUCCAAACAUCUUCCAUUUAAGAAUGAUGGAGGCCACUGUGUUCUUGGGGACCUUCAAUGCUGCAUAAAUGUUUUGGUACGCUUCCCCAGAUCUGUGCCUCGACACAAUCCUGUCUCUGAGCUCUACGGACAAUUCCUUCGACCUAAUGGCUUGGUUUUUGCUCUGACAUGCACUGUCAACUGUGGGACCUUAUAUAGACAGGUGUGUGCCUUUCCAAAUCAUGUCCAAUCAGUUGGAUUUAUCACAGGUGGACUCCAAUCAAGUUGUAGAAACAUCUCAAGGAUGAUCAAUGGAAACAGGAUGCACCUGAGCUCAAUUUCGCGUCUCAUAGCAAAGGGUCUGAGUACUUAUGUAAAUACAUUUCUUUCUUUUUCUUUUUCUUUUUUUGCAAACAUUUCUAAGAACCUGUUUUCACUUUGUCAUUAUGGGGUAUUGUGAGUAGAUUGCUGAGGAAAUGUUUUUAUUUAAUCCAUUUUAGAAUAAGGCUGUAAUGUAACAAAAUGUGGAAAAAGUCAAGGGGUCGGAAUACUUUCCGAAGGCACUGUAUAAGCCUGGGACAUCAACGAUUCAAAGUUGGCCUUAGUGGGAGUGACCAUAGAAUUCUAUGGGAGUGACCUUACUGAGUAAAGUAUUUGUCAUCAUUUAAUUUGAGCGAAUCACACGACUGUAAGGCGUGUCUCCAAAUGGAGGCAGGACCUGGCACAAGACACCUACAGGGUAGGGGGAAGGUGUUGUGGGAGAUGAUUGGCUGGUAGAUUAAGCCAAUGCCUAAGUUUUUUGCUAACGAAGGCCAAGUUUGACGUGUUGGUCCACCAGACUCUUGGGGGAUUUGGGCAGAAUUGUCUGGGAACGAGAUUAUGUGGAAUGUGACUGCCUAGGUUCGAACCCUGGUCUUCUGCACAACACACACAUGCGUAAACCCGCAGAAUCUAAAGCCUGGUCAUAGUCUUCAGGUCUCAGGCAAGGUUAAUCAUCACCCGUGCCAUUACAUGAAGAAAAAAACUGUCGCUUCACACAUGAACCGAAGGGCAAAAGGAAGAUUAAAUCAAAUCUUGGAGGACAAUGGAAGUUGACUUAAAAAUACUUAUUUAUUAUUAAAACCAACAUGUUUUGGCGUAUACUGUACCCUUCCUUGGGAUAUUGCAUCCUAAAUGCAUUCGUUUUGAUAAUAAAUAAGUGUUUUUGAGGACAAAUUCCAUUGUCCUCCAAGAGUUGCUGAAUAUUUUCCCAUCUCCAGCUGAGCAAGGUAACAGCAACACCUGCCACAUUUUUUUUCACGGCUUGAGCCACGACUGAUUACACUCCUGCUGUUGUCAAUGCUGCCUGCUACACUGGCCACAUGAGGAGGAGCAUGUUAGUGAAGCAGCAAGGCAUUAGGCAUGCCUUUUAUCGCAAACAAGUAACUUUUUCUAUUUGCGUCUUUGAAGUGUAAAAAUAAAUAUAAAGUGGCUGUAAUACAGAUCUAAUAAGCUUUUCUUCUGCUGAUAUACCUCCUGCUACUGGUUUCCCUCCCCUACCCCUUUACGCCUCUUCUCUCACCACCUCUUGGCUAAAAUCCAUUUGUAUUUUCACUCCCUCCACUCCCGCUGUUCACUUGACUGAAUUCCAUUUAUAUUUUGGCUCCCUUCACUCUGUUCACUUUAAAUAGGCAGAAUCCAUUUUAGAGGGAGCAUGCAAAUGUUUUGGAGAACUGGUAAAUAUAAUUUAAGUGAAACUGAAAGGGGAGUGAAUGAGGGGAAGGAAAAUCACUUUUAAUUGUCUGAGAUCAAAAUAAGCAAGCCUUUUCUAAAAUCAUAACAGUAGGGUAAAAUGACACAUCUGGAAAAUCUACACCUCAACUGAAAUAUUGGACACCUCCAACUCUUGGGAUUCCCCAUGUAAUCAAUGAGUGGAGUGAGCGACUGAACACGUUUGUUUUAAUUGAGCCUGUGGCUGCAUCUCAAUAGUCUACAGUGGCUUCCUCCCUUUGUCUCCCUUCCUCCAUGUGCACUGUUCUGAGAACACAAAACAGGUGAUAGCAAUAUGGUUGACAUCUGCUUUCGCCUGCUCAGCUCCUUCACCUCAGUGUAGAUGAAUGAGAGGAAAAGAAGCCACUCUAGACUAUUCAGAUGUAGCCAGAGUCUCUCCAUAAUCCCUGUAUCCCAAUUCCCAGUCCUUUCUCCAGAGUUGUACACUUAUGCACUCCUCCCCACUCAUUUAUAACCAUGGAAUUGGUGGAGGCAUGGGCUAGAUCAGGGCUGUUCAAGUCCGGUUCUGGAGGACCGAAACACUUCUCGUUUCUGUUUUUAACUGGUAGUUAAUUGCACUCACCUCGUAUCCCAGGUCUGAAUCAGUCCCUGGUUAGAAGGAGAGGAUGAAAACCAGAAGGGUUUUGGCCCUCCAGGACUGGAAAUUAACAGCCCUGCGCUAAAUAGAGGUUCCACCACAUUUCUUAUAACAGUAUUUUCCUUUUAAAUCCAUGAAUGGAAGUGAACAAGUGACACUUCAGGAGAAAGGGCAGAAUUGGGGAUAAACAGUCCCAUUUUUUCAUUAUGCUUUGUCUCCCAGGACGCUAUUCUGAAGCUUGGUCCCUUGCCACGUCUGCUGAAUGACAUCAGUGUAGCCUUGAGGAACCCCCAGCUCCACCGGCAGGCCAGCCACCAGCCAGACAGGCAGCAGGACAGGCUCAUCACACGGCCCUCCUUCAAUCGCCUGGUAUCAUCCGAUUUCCAGAGCCUCAUGAUGCGGGACCUCAACAGGUAACUGCUCUGGACUUAAACACACAAUCUGUGUAAGAUUUCUUGAGGUUCAAUGGUCAUUUAACAAUUGAUAUGCAUUGAUUCUUGAAAAACAUAAGUUAUAAAUACCUUAUUCAUUUAGUACAACUGUUUCACCUUUAUCGUAAUCCAACAGCUAUGGUUGUACAAUUUCAUUGUUGAUGCUUUCGGUUGUCGUUUGAGUCUUUGUAAACAAACAAUGUUGAUGCAAAGAGAGGUGGGGUAUGAGCCUUGGGGGUGACCUAAAAUAUACACUGUAGUAUAGCUUUAAAAUACAGCCCCUGACAAUGGUAACAAUGAUAGAUAAUGAGGAUGAUCAUCCCCAGCUCAAUAGACAUCUCCCGUCUCCCCUCCCCAACCUCUGGAUUAUCUGGGGGUGGGGUCCUAUCGUCUCACGUAAGCAUGGGAAGCUUUGCAGAACGAGACCCCCGCGGCUCAAAGGACGUUUUCUACGUGACCCGUCCCCCCUUGGCUCGGUCCAGCCCUGCAUACUGCACAAGCAGUUCUGAUAUCACUGAGCCAGACCCAAAGGUAAACUUUGAUGCAUCGAUUUAUCGCCACUAACAGACAGCAGUGAAUUUACUAACAAAAACUUUGAGUUGGACACAUACACUGAGUAUACAAAACAUUAAGAAGACCUGCUCUUUCCAUGACAUAAACUGACCAGGUGAAUCCAGGUGAACGCUAUGAUCCUAAUGUUUGGUAUACUCAGUGUAUAUUACAACUUGUAAUUUACCUCAAAAUGUAGUUAUGAAUGAUCCCAAUCACUAAAUAGUGAACAUUAUUAUAAGUGACAUAAUAAUAGGUUAUUCCAGUUGACAGGUUAUGUUCUCUCUCUCUCCUAGGUCCUCAGUGUUAACAAAAGCGUGUCCAUGAUGGACCUGCAGGACUCACGCAUGAAUAGCAUCUCCAACCUCCAUUCAGUGGGCGAUAUGCUCAACUCCUCCCAGGCCUCCAUAGCAGGCCUGGGCCACAGUUUUGGGAACCUGGGCGGCCCGCUUCGCAUGGGAGGCCACAUGUCCGCCGGUGGCUCGGGGAGCUCCGGCUUGAGGCUAAGCCAGAUGGGGGGACCCCUUCACCACAUGGGGGGUCCCACCGACUCUCUCUCCCAGCAGCAGCAGCAUGCGGCAGCCGCCAUGCACUUCCCCCUCUCCUUCCAGAACCCCCUCUUCCAUCUGGCUGCUGACGGCCCUCGGGGUCAGCCCCACAGUCGUCCUCAGGCCCAGCAGCCUCCCCCUCCGCUCUUGUUGGCCUCGGAGCUUGACAAUUCCAACCACCAACAGGGCUACGUGCGAGCGUUCGGCCAAGGCGGCUUCUCGCGCAGCGAGGACCUGUCGGCCCUGCGGCCACAGAGCAGUCUGGUGCAGCCCAGUGUUGUCCACUCGCACAGCUACAGUGACGACUACACGCGGCAGAACCAGAACACUGAAUACGCCCGGCGCCAGCUUUCGCUGCAAGUGCAGGUCGGUAUUCCAGGAAAAUAUCACUAAUUCAAUUUCAAUUCAAUUCAACUUUAUUCAUUCCGGUAGCAGCAUCUACGAUGACACUGUCAGAGCCUAAGUGCACGUUAACAAGAAUACAUCUCUUCAUACUAAACAUACACCACACAAUGCAUGUAACACCUCAUGUAGACAUUACAUUUAGCAAUCAGGCUGUUGCAGACUGUUGUUGCGGUCUGUUGCAUUAAUAAACCCCAUCAUAGAUUUCAAUUGAUAUUUCAUUUCAAAAUAAAUUGACAAGAAUGAAAUCACCCAGCAGUCACUUUUUAGAGGCAUUGAUAGUGAAAUGUACAGUAUCUGCCUAUUGUUUGUAUGAGUAGACGCUUGAAAAACAAGUUAGACAGGGAUUGUCCAAUUAAAAGGGAUUGUCCAAUUAAAAGGGAUUGUCCAAUUAAAUUGACUUCACAACCAGUCUUCAUCUCCUUCCUUGUCUCUCCUCUUACACUCUCUCCCUCUCUCUCCCUCUCCUAUAGUAUUUGAUCUCAAAUACUGUAUCUUUUUUUUCUAAAUAUUUCCUGCCACCCUCCCUCCCUCCGUCUCCCUCUUUUCCUUUUCCCGCCCACCCUCUCUCUCUCAGGAGAAUCUCCAGCAGCAGAUUCUUAUGGGAAUAACCUCUCAGACGGCCACAGGCACGGGCACUCCCACCUCCUUGGCCACUCCCCCCUCCACCGUGCAUUCUGUCCAUCAUGGCUCCGUAGCACCGCCUCCCCCGCAGCGCCUCAAAUCCCAGCUGUCCAUCAGCCCCGGGGCUACCUCCACCCCUCCCAAGGCCCGCCCCCAGAGCAGGAACCUCCUUCUCCAGUCGCCCGACUCCAGCUUUGGCGGCAGGCAGCCCUCGCCACAGCAACAACAGCAGCAGCAGCAGUUGUCCGUCAAACAGUCUGACAGCCCAGCCCCUGGGCUCCCACACCAGUCGAGCUCUGCCAGGGACGGCCAGGGGGCGCCACAAGGGGGCAACGGAGAGACCACAGACACCCCGACUAAGAGCACCAAGCAGCCUCAGACCACAGACACCCCAACUAAGAGCACCAAGCAGCCUCAGCCGCAGCCCCAGCAGCAGCAGCAGCAGCCUCCACAGCAGCACCUGCUCAAGCCUACAGUCAAUAAACAGGUCUAUUGCUGGAAUGCCAUGGGCUCUGUGUUGGAACCAUGUUAGUCCACUGAGACUAAAGCCUUGGCAUUAGCUCUGGGUCUCAGGCAAGGUUACUCGUCACAAACCACCUCGGCUACAUGUGAAAUCAAACCUGUUAAUAACCAGGGCCAAUAUUAAUCACACUUCUGUGAUUCUCAGAAUCUCAGCUGAUUUAGGAUGAGGGAUCACUGAGGAAGCUUAGCCUGUGUCACAACUUCAGUGUCAUGAACAUGUAAUUUGUGUUCGAUUUUAACCAAAUCUAUAUUUGGUCCCAGUUCCCUACAUGUUUUGCAUAAUGUAAAAAUGAUGUAGUGUAAUGUAAAUGUAACAUCAAAGAAAAUCUGAUUAUGUAUUGAACGCUAUUGUUUGAACAUUACAGGCAUAUUGUAAAAAUCGAAGCACUUGUCCAAAGGUCAGUCCAAAGAGAUACAUGUAGAAAAUGGAUAGCCAACCAAAAAGCACAGAAAAGUGUUGCUGGUUUAGCUAGUAAUUUAGACCACUGCGCCUGGAGUGGCGCAGUGGUCUAAGGCACUGCAUCGCAGUGCUAGCUGUGCCACUAGAGAUCCUGGUUCGAAUCCACGCUCUGUCGUAGCCGGCCGAGACCGGGAGACCCAUGGGGCGGCGCACAAUUGGCACAGGGUAGGGGAGGGAAUGGCCGGCAGGGAUGUAGCUCAGUUGGUAGAGCAUGGCGUUUGCAACGCCAGGGUUGUGGGUUUGAUUCCCAUGGGGGGCCAGUAUGAAAAAUAUAAUGUAUGCACUCCCUAACUGUAAGUCGCUCUGGAUAAGAGCGUCUGCUAAAUGACUAAAAUGUAAAUGUAAUGUAUGUAAAUGUAACAGGUUAGAACAAAUCACAAGCUUUCUGAGAUAGGAGUACCUUUUAGUCUUGAUAGCAUGAUCAUGCGAUUUCUGAGCCUCUUCCUGUAUCAUCUUGCCUCUUUGCUUUCAGGGUUCUCAGUCCCCCUCCACCCUGACCCCCAACGAGCGCACUGUGGCCUGGGUGUCUAACAUGCCACACCUCUCUGCCGACAUCGAAAUAUUGCGUAGCUCAUCGAACCUUGAGGACCUUAAGCUGAAGGAGUACUCCAAGAGCAUGGAUGAGUCACGCAUGGAUAGGGUGAGUCUAUUUUGAGGUUUAUGAAGGUGUUCUUAAUGUUUUGUAUACUCAGUGUAUUUUAUUUUAUUUUAAUUAAUUGUUUUAUUUCACCUUUAUUUAACCAGGUAAGCCAGUUGAGAACAAGUUCUCAUUAACAACUGCGACCUGGCCAAGAUAAAGCAAAGCAGUGCGAUAAAAACAACAACACAGAGUUAUAUAAAAAAAACAUAAAGUCAAAAAAAAUACUAUAGAAAAUAUAUAUACAGUGUGUGCAAAUGUAGCAAGUUAUGGAGGUAAGGCAAUAAAUAGGCUAUAGUGCAAAAUAAUUACAAUUAGUAUUAACACUGGAAUGCUAGAUGUGCAAGAGAUUAUGUGCAAAUAGAGAUACUGGGGUGCAAAAGAGCAAAAUAAAUAACAAUAUAGGGAUGAGGUAGUUGGGUGGGCUAAUUUCAGAUGGGCUGUGUACAGGUGCAGUGAUCGGUAAGGUGCUCUGACAACUGAUGCUUAAAGUUAGUGAGGGAGAUAAGAGUCUCCAGCUUCAGAGAUUUUUGCAAUUCGUUCCAGUCAUUGGCAGCAGAGAACUGGAAGGAAUGGCGGCCAAAGGAGGUGUUGACUUUGGGGAUGACCAGUGAGAUAUACCUGCUGGAGCGCAGACUACGGGUGGGUGCUGCUAUGGUGACCAAUGAGCUAAGAUAAGGCGGGGAUUUGCCUAGCAGUGAUUUAUAGAUGGCCUGGAGCCAGUGGGUUUGACGACGAACAUGUAGUGAGGACCAGCCAACAAGAGCGUACAGGUCACAGUGGUGGGUAGUUAUGGGGCUUUGGAGACAAAAAGGAUGGCACUGUGAUAGACUACAUCAAAUUUGCUGAGUAGAGUGUUAGAGGCUAUUUUGUAAAUGACAUCGCCGAAGUCAAGGAUCGGUAGGAUAGUCAGUUUAACGAGGGCAUGUUUGGCAGCAUGAGUGAAGGAGGCUUUGUUGCGAAAUAGGAAGCCGAUUCUAGAUUUAACUUUGGAUUGGAGAUUCUUAAUGUGAGUCUGGAAGGAGAGUUUACAGUCUAACCAGACACCUAGGUAUUUGUAGUUGUCCACAUACUCUAGGUCAGACCCGUCGAGAGUAGUGAUUCUAGUCGGGUGUGCGGGUGCCAGCAGCGUUCGAUUGAAGAGCAUGCAUUUAGUUUUACUAGUGUUUAAGAGCAGUUGGAGGCUACUGAAGGAGUGUUGUACGGCAUUGAAGCUCGUUUGGAGGUUUGUUAACACAGUGUCCAAUGAAGGGCCAGAUGUAUACAAAAUGGUGUCGUCUGCGUAGAGGUGGAUCUGAGAGUCACUAGUAGCAAGAGCGACAUCAUUGAUAUACACGGAGAAAAAUGUCGGCCCGAGAAUUGAACCCUGUGGCACCCCCAUAGAGACUGCCAUAGGUCCAGACAACAGGCCCUCCGAUUUGACACAUUGAACUCUAUCUGAGAAGUAGUUGGUGAACCAGGCGAGGCAGUCAUUUGAGGAAAAAAAGGCUAUUUAGUCUGCCAAUAAGAAUGCGGUGGUUGACAGAGUCGAAAGCCUUGGCCAGGUCGAUGAAGACGGCUGCACAGUACUGUCUAUUAUCGAUCGCAUUUAUAAUAUCGUUUAGGACCUUGAGCGUGGCUGAAGUGCACCCAUGACCAGCUCGGAAACCGGAUUGCAUAGCGGAGAAGGUACGGUGGGAUUCGAAAUGGUCGGUGAUCUGUUUGUUAACUUGGCUUUCAAAUACUUUCGAAAGGCAGGGCAGGAUGGAUAUAGGUCUGUAACAGUUUGGAUCUAGAGUGUCACCCCCUUUGAAGAGGGGGAUGACCGCGGCAGCUUUCUAAUCUCUGGGGAUCUCAGACGUUACGAAAGAGAGGUUGAACAGGCUAGUAAUAGGGGUUGCGACAAUUUCGGCGGCUAGUUUUAGAAAGAAAGGGUCCAGAUUGUCUAGCCCAGCUGAUUUGUAGGGGUCCAGAUUUUGCAGCUCUUUCAGAACAUCAGCUGUCUGAAUUUGUGUGCAGGAGAAGCAGGUGGGGCAUGGGCAAGUUGCAGCGGGGGGUGCAGAGUUGGUGGCCGGGGUAGUGGUAGCCAGGUGGAAAGCAUGGCCAGCCGUAGCAAAAUGCUUGUUGAAAUUCUCGAUUAUUGUAGAUUUAUCGGUGGUGAUAGUGUUUCCUAGCCUCAGUGCAGUGGGCAGCUGGGAGGAAGUGCUCUUAUUCUCCAUGGACUUUACAGUGUCCCAAAACUUUUUGGGACACUGUAAAGUCCCAGUGCUGUGUAAAUAAAUCCAACACUCAUUUGCAACUCUACCUGCCUGCCUCCUGCUGAAUCUUUGUCCUUACGACUGCUAGAAGGCCCCUAUUUUACGCUGAUACAGUGCAGGGGCGAUAGGCUAUAGAUUUCGCGCCAACCUGUCACUUCAAAAGCACUCAAUGAUCUCGGAGUCUCUGCAUUUAAACGUUAUGUUUAUUGUGGUAUAGCUUGAUAUAUGCAGAAUUCAAUAUAAUUCCAAUACAAGAACCCCCAAAUAUGUAGCCCCCGAUUUCAGCUGCCUCCUUAGUCCCUUUAUCCUGGUGCUGGGUCUGCCUAAUAUAUGCCAAUGUAUCCAGAAUUCCAGAGCAUUGAUCUCCCUCUCCUGCCAUCUCUCUGCCAGGUAAAGGAAUAUGAGGAGGAGAUCCAUUCUCUGAAGGAGCGCCUGAUAAUGUCCCAUCGGAAGCUGGAGGAGUAUGAGCGCAGGAUGCUUUCACAGGAGCAGCAGACCAGCAAGAUCCUAUCGCAGUACCAGAACCGGCUGGAUGACAGCGAGCGCAUGCUGAGGCAGCAGCAGCUGGAGAAGGACAGCCAAAUCAAAGGCAUUAUCAACAGGUGAGCUCGAUCAAAACAAGACAAGAAAGAAGGUUAAUGUCUGCUUGCUCAAUUGGCUAGAUAGCAUUUACUUUUGUGGGAAUUUCAAUUCCCUGAAUAUCUUAUCUGUUUCAAUAAACAGAAAGGAUAAUGUUGGGAGCCAAAAUGAUAGAAAGAAACUGAAUCGUGGCUCUGUAGCUUUCUCUAAAAUAAACAUUGUUUCCUUCUUUUCCAGGCUGAUGGCUGUGGAGGAUGAGUUGAGAGUGAGUGCCAUUCCUGAAAUCAAGCCCAGAAUGUUCAGAGAGCAGGUCUGUCCAUUUGUCUGUAUGGCUGAGAGUGUCUUCUAGUCUCUAUAAGUCUAUGGUGUGUACGUCGACAUGGUUUAAUAUGGUUUCACUGGUCUGUCAUAUGUGCCAUUUUUACAAUAGUAGUGGCAGCAUGUAGCAAGUGGAAUGCAUUUGGAAACCUGCUACUCUGCAACGUGCUUACCCAGAUAUGACGGGGUUACCCAGAUAUGACGUACCUGUGGCAAAAAAGACUAACAUACUUAACCCCAUAAAGGGCCUUGAUAACAUAUGGACCCAAUCCAGUUUCUCAACACCAGCUUCCCUUGAAAAAACCCAUGACGAAACAUCUACAACGGUGUUCACUUUACAUUGAUGAAUUUGUUUAAUUGACUACAUACUAUAUAUAUAUAUAUAUAUAUAUAUAUAUAUAUAUAUAUACAGUACCAGGCAAAUGUUUGGACACACCUACUCAUUCAAGGGUUUUUCUUUAUUUUUUACUAUUUUCUACAUUGUAGAAUAAUAGUGAAGACAUCUAAACUAUGAAAUAACACAUAUGGAAUCAUGUAGUAACCAAAAAAGUGUUAAACAAAUAUAUUUUAUAUUUGAGAUUCUUCAAAUAGCCACCCUUUGCCUUUAUGACAGCUUUGCACACUCUUGGCAUUCUCUCAACCAGCUUCAGCUGGAAUGCUUUUCCAACAGUCUUGAAGGAGUUCCCACAUAUGCUGAGCACUUGGUGGCUGCUUUUCCUUCACUCUGCCGUCCGACUCAUCCCAAACCAUCUCAAUUGGGUUGAGGUUGGGGGAUUGUGGAGGCCAGGUCAUCUGAUGCAGCACUCCAUCACUCUCAUUCUUGGAUUGCGUAUCGCUGCAGAAUGCUGUGGUAGCCAUGCUGGUUAAGUGUGCCUUGAAUUCUAAAUAAAUCACAGACAAUGUCACCAGCAAAGCACCCCCACACCAUAACACCUCCUCCUCCAUGCUUUACUGUGGGAACUACACAUGCGGAGAUCAUCUGUUCACCCACACCGCGUUUUUGGAACCAAAAAUCUCAAAUUUGGACUCCAGACCAAAGGACAAAUGUCCAUUGGUCUAAUAUCCAUUGGUCUAAUGUCCAUUGCUCAUGUUUUUUGGCACAAGCAAAUCUCUUCUUCUUAUUGGUGUCCUUUAGUAGUGGUUUCUUUGAAGCAAUUCGACCAUGAAGACCUGAUUCACACAGUCCCCUCUGAACAGUUGAUGUUGGGAUGUGUCUGUGACUUGAAUUCUGUGAAGCAUUUAUUUGGGCUGCAAUUUCUGAGGCUGGUAACUCUAAUGAACUUAUCCUCUGCAGCAGAGGUAACUCUGGGUAUUCCAUUCCUGUGGCGGUCCUCAUGAGAGCCAGUUUCAUCAUAGCGCUUGAUGGUUUUUGCGACUGAAAUUUUCCGUAUUGACUGACCUUCAUGUCUUAAAGUAAUGAUGGACUGUCAUUUCUCUUUGCUUGUUUGAGCUGUUCUUGCCAUAAUGUGGACUUGGUCUUUUACCAAAUAGGGCUAUCAUCUGUAUACCCCCGCUACCUUGUCACAACACAGCUGAUUGGCUCAAAUGCAUUAAAGAAAUUCCACAAAUUAACUUUUAAGAAGGCACACCUGUUAAUUGAAAUGCAUUCAGGGUGACUACCUCAUGAAGCUGGUUGAGGGAAUGCCAACAGUGUGCAAAGCUGUCAUCAAGGCAAAGGGUGGCUAUUUGAAGAAUCUCAAAUAUAAAAUAUAUUUGUUUAACACUUUUUUGGUUACUACAUGAUUCCAUAUGUUAUUUCAUAGUUUUGAUGUAUUCACUAUUAUUGUACAAUGUCAAAAAAUUAAGAAACCCUUGAAUGAGUAGGUGUGUCCAAACUUUUGACUGGUACUGUAUAUAUAUGUGCACCAUGUCUGUUCCGUUGUAUGUAAGCUGUUGAAUGUCUGUCUGGGCACAAUGUCACUACAUUAUAUAAUUUUUACCACCACUGACAAAAGACAAAGGUUUCAUAUUGAGGCAUUUCUAACUCAAAGUUGGUGUGAAUGGCAUCUACUGUAUGAUGGAGUAGACCGGAUGUAUAAGGUUGAAUGGUGUGGUAAAGUAUAGCGGUAUUGCAAUGCAUUGCAGCAUAUUCUACUGAGUCCUAGAGCAUUGAGUUUUAUCAACUGGACAACUUUUGAUUGGUUGUAUUUGAUCCAAUCGCUGAACGAUUUGUUUUGCAAAAUGCCCUCAUUACAGAUGUAGGCACAAACAGUUUAAAUGAAAGCAUGGCCAGACUGAACCAGUGAAGUGAAAUAAUAUUGAAACAGAGAGAUAUUCAGUUUGGAUUCCAGGCUAGCUUUCCCUUGAUCCAGCUACAUGGUAGUUUUUGCACACUGUGUAGUGUGUACGGCCAGGGAAAAUGGGGCCCUGGCAUCUAUAUGUUUAUUUGUAAAGGUAUGCAACACUCCACUACUGAAAUAUACCCCCUACAUUUCUGAAAACAAAAUGCCUUAAGUAGCUUACCAUGGUACAACUGUAAGAAGCUGUGGUUUGCACUGAUAGUGUCAGACCAACACUGACAGUAAACAGGGUUGGGGUAAAAAAAUGAAAAAUAACAUUUAAAUAAGGGGGAUUAGAAAUGAUGCAAACAAUGACAUUGAUAGAACUCACAAUAUCUGCUAUAUUAAAGCUUAAAAGUGAGCAACGGUUCUAUGUAUCACUUUUUCUACUCAAACAACCCUUUUCCUGGAGAGGGUAUUUCACUAGGUUCUUCACUGUCUGAAUGGUUGCAAAUAGGGUUUUCUUCUUGCUAGAGGGUUGUGGGUAAUGUGAAUUUCUGUUUUCAUGUAGCAUUAUUUCACAUGCCGUUGUACCUGUGAUUUUGGUUGUUGUUUUAUUCUAACUGUAUUGCCUUUGUGUUUAUGUUCAUGAGUUCUUUUGGGGUGGUGGGGUGAACACAUUAGCAUAUUUGUGUACUGAUACAUAUUUAUAGGAAAUAAUUAAUAAAACAUCCAUUAUGGGCUAUUUAUUUUUGUAAGUGCAUGACUAAUGGUAGUUUUCCAUGCAUCCAUCCCUGUGUUGAGGAUGAGUUUAGGGCAUCUGCCAGAUGCCUGAAACAGUGGUUUUGAUUGAUCAGGAGCAUGAGUUGUUGAUGAUCCAAACAGAGGUUAAACAUGACACUUUUCUUUUAUUAUUUGAGAAAGGAUAGUAACGGAAGCAGGGAGACAGCAUAAAUGGAGUACAAAUGUGUAGGGCUCAGGAUCGAAUCGGGAUCCCCACCAUGGGGGGAACGUAUAUGGAUCCAAAGGCGAGAGCAUUACCCGCUCAACCAGACUCAGGGCCCACGUGACACUUUUCGUAACUUGGCCAUGUCUAGCGUUACUUGUUCAUUGUGCAUAUGAGGCCACAGUAUUCAGUGAAUUAUGGCAGCCAACACUGUUAGGGUGUCACUGAUAUGAAGCCCAUUGACAACUACAUUUUCUCAAAUUUAAAUGACAAACACUGACUUUUAUCAAUCCCAUUACAUGAAGGGAAAGGUCGCUACUGCCAGCUUAGGCUAUAGUCCCUCUGUAUUGCCUCAGACAAAUGGUUGGACUACACCUGGAUGUGUUCAUUAGGGCAUACAACCAAAAAUUGUUUUGCAACGGAAAAUGAAAAAUAGCUUUUCUUAUUGGAUCAGGCCAGGUAUAUCAGUCCGUCUUCUUCCAUUGGGUGCCUAAGGAACAGGACCCUGUUUCUCAACCCUAACCCCCCCCCCCCCCCCCCCCCCCCCCCCCCCUCCCUUGUCUCUGUCCUGUGAUUUCUUGUGGGGUCUUUCUUUCUUUUCUUUCAUCUCUGUUGGAAUUUCUCAUUCCUCUACUUUAUAACCCAUUUUUCUUCUCUCCCUCUCUGCAAAAUUUCCCCCAACCCCCUCCUCUAUCCCCUCCUGUGUGACGUUCUCUCCCCACGCGUUCUCUUCUGACUCCCUCCCACCCACCAUUCCGCCUUUUCUCCCCUCUCCCUCCCUCUCUCUAUCUUGCUAUCGAUAGGAAGAGGACUCUUCCUCUCUGGGUUCAGCAGACCCCCAUGGUCUCCCUGGAGUGGGGGGAGGGACGGCCACCGCCACUGCCAGGCCCGGGGUCUCCUUUUCGGGCGUCUCCUGUGCCAGCUCCCCUUGGAACGGAGCCCUCCCUCCCCUCCCACCUCCCCGCCUACACGUCAGCCACAACGGGGAACUCCAUGGCAACCGAGCCUACCCCUCGACUACUACCAUGGUUACGCCAGCCAGGAGCACGGCAUCUUGGACCUCGGCAACAGCAGCAUCAGAUCCGAGUUUAACCGGGGGGAGAGCAGUC